AUGGAGUUUGAAACAAGCCUGAGAGAGGAUUUCCCUUUCCUUUCAAACCUUUUCUCUGAUAAUUCUCCCCUGAAACCUGACUUCGGAAAUGGUUUUCCCUUGGAUGGUUCGUCCUCUUCCAAAGGGUUGCUUCACAACUUUAUCCUUCCUGACCAUAGUCACUACUCCCCCAGUGUCAACAAUGGCCCUCUCUUGAAUCCACACCAUUUUCAUCAGUUUCCCGCUGAAGGGUCAUCAAGGAAUCCCUUUUUCGGGGUUUCCUUGACAUGCACCGAUGCUUUCGAGCCUUAUGUCAAUGGAUUUCCGAAUGAUCUCAAUGCUUACAUCCCUUCCUUGGCUUUUGCACCAGAUGGUGUCAAUAACAAUGUCUUUUUGCAGGGUUUUCAGAGUGAAGGCUGCUGGGAUUUUUCUCAGAAAGUUCCACCUCAACCCCUGCAGCCUGAAACUCAGACUACUUAUCAGCCUCUGAUUUUUCAGGAUCAAGAAGGACCGGUGGCUGCUAAGGUGGCUGAUGAAGUCUCAUGCGUCACCGGAGAUCAAAAUGGGUAUCAAGACAAAGUUGAUCAGAAGAGGGACAAAAGGUUCCAGACCAGGAGAUGUUACAAAGCUCCUAAGAAAUCUAAUAUCAUCAAAGGCCAAUGGACUCCUCAAGAGGACAGACUGCUUGUGCAGUUGGUAACAAGGCAUGGAACCAAGAAAUGGUCUCUGAUCGCAAAGAUGCUGAAUGGGAGAGUGGGAAAGCAGUGUAGAGAGAGAUGGCAUAACCAUCUGAGGCCUGAUAUCAGGAAGGAUUCGUGGAGCGAAGAAGAAGAUAGGAUUCUGAUUGAAGCACAUAAAGAAAUAGGGAACAAGUGGGCUGAGAUUGCCAGGAGACUACCAGGACGCACCGAGAACACUAUAAAGAAUCAUUGGAAUGCAACCAAGCGAAGGCAAUACUCAAGGCGCAAAGGCAAGGACUCCAACCCCAAGGGCUCCCUUUUGCAAAGCUACAUCAAGUCCGUGAGUUCAACCUCGACCCGAAAGGACAAAGGGAAAAGGGUCAUGGAAGCCAAUGCUCAGAUGCUGAUAAACAACAACCCAGCAGCAACAAAUCCGCAAGCAGUUCAAGUCCAAAGCUCAGAUAUCAACCCAAAGGAUUGGCCAGUUGCGGUUUACAAUGCCCAAGCUGAUCAUGAUCAGCCCAUGAAUUUCUCGUUCGACACAAGUGUUUUCGGUGAAAGCUGCACCGCUAGCUUUGAAUCGAUGCUCGAAGAGGUUCCUUCUGGUUCCGUUGUUGAAGAGAGCAAUGCCGUUAUGGAUUUUGAGCUGCCCCUGGAAAUGGAUUCCAAGAAGAAGGAGCUGGAUUUGCUGGAGAUGAUCUCUCAAGGAAAUCUCUAA
This is a messenger RNA of Theobroma umbraticum, 1377 nucleotides long. RefSeq names its product myb domain protein 118 (gene MYB118). Gene Ontology annotation, cellular component: nucleus. NCBI's taxonomy places the organism in Eukaryota, Viridiplantae, Streptophyta, Magnoliopsida, Malvales, Malvaceae. The record is from RefSeq and is a predicted model, not a curated record. Gene Ontology annotation, molecular function: RNA polymerase II cis-regulatory region sequence-specific DNA binding; DNA-binding transcription factor activity, RNA polymerase II-specific. Gene Ontology annotation, biological process: regulation of DNA-templated transcription.